GCACUCCAUCAGAGGAUUCAAAGCUCUACUGUUACAAAUUAACUUCAUUGCAGGCCACCCACUUUGGUACUCUCAAUUUUAGAUACCUCCCGUUUCAACAUUCCUUUUCUUUUUCCUUUGCUCCUCAAUCCUCAAUCCUUCAGAUUUCAGAAUUCCUGCCAAGAUUUCAGUUGGGAAUCUUUAAACAUGUCUUCCCAGUUCAAAUACUCAAAUGGGUUUUAGCAAUUCUGGUUUUACUGCAGAGUUGUGAUGUCAAGGCCCUUAGUUGAGAUGGCUCGGUGCUCCGAAGAAAUGGACAUUGCCAUUGAGAAAUUGCAACAAAAUUUUCAGGAGCUGCGGAACAACCUUGAGAAGGCGUUUUUAGAGCAGGGUAGAGCCUUGUUGAGGUUUGAAGCUCAAUGGAAGGAUCUUAAGACGGGACAUACGAGAGAGCUUGAGCAGCGUGAUCAGCAGCUGCAACAAAUGGGUAUAUCAGUACUUUCAACUUGGAGACAGCAAUUCCCUACUGCAACUCCAAAUCCCACCUUGCGCACGAAUAGUACUGCUCGAUGGAGUGAGACUAAUACACCUCUGCCUCUGCCUCUGCCUCCUAGAGAUAGUACAACAAAACUUUUUUGUGACAUAUGCAAAAUUUUUUGCGACACUAAGUUGGUACUUGAUAAGCAUAAAAUGGGGAAAAAGCACCAGAUGAACCUGGGGAAAAUGAGAGGCAAAACUGUUCCUGGACAAACGAGUAAGAAGAAGUCAGUUUCUCCACCUGAUGAGGAUUUGCAGACUAAGAAACGGAGGAUUAUUGAAGGCGGUGUGCCACCCCAAAGUUUAAGGACUUGUAGUAUAUGUAACGUGGUCAGUAUUAGUGCGACAGAUUUCUAUAAACAUAUUGCUGGACAGCGACAUAGAGAAGCUGCUGCAUCGAUGAGUAAUGCAGCUGGGACAAGUAGCUACGGCCAGCUGAGAAUAAGAAAUUAGGGUUGGAAACUUUGAAUAACUUUGUAAUUGGUAGUAUUUGUACACAGGAGAACCAGCCUCUGCUCAUUCAAACAAUUGACAUGUUUACAUAUUGUGAGGCUGUGUGUUUUUAAUUUAUUUACUUUACAAAUGUAUGCCUAGGUAUUCUUGUCUGUUUUAUGCAUCAUGUAUGAAUUCUGGGGAUCUUAAUAAACUGUGUAUGUUUCCUGUUAACUACUGAUUGGA
Argentina anserina (silverweed cinquefoil) is the source of this 1194-nucleotide messenger RNA. RefSeq lists its product as uncharacterized. Lineage: Eukaryota; Viridiplantae; Streptophyta; Magnoliopsida; Rosales; Rosaceae. Bases 250 to 969 code for a protein of 239 amino acids. The transcript has 4 exons. Gene Ontology annotation, molecular function: zinc ion binding; nucleic acid binding. The record is from RefSeq and is a predicted model, not a curated record.